Molecule: messenger RNA, 10948 nt
Organism: Acanthopagrus latus (yellowfin seabream)
Lineage: Eukaryota; Metazoa; Chordata; Actinopteri; Spariformes; Sparidae
Gene: mtss2b
Product: MTSS I-BAR domain containing 2b
Exons: 15
Coding region: 558-2993 (811 amino acids)
Biological process (GO): cell projection assembly; plasma membrane organization
Cellular component (GO): cytoplasmic side of plasma membrane; actin cytoskeleton
Molecular function (GO): actin binding; phospholipid binding
Source: RefSeq, a predicted model, not a curated record
CCGAAUACACACACACACACAAGCGCGCACACACGCAGCGGUCUAUCUCUGUGGUUCUCCGCUGCAUUCACAUGCGUCCCCAACGUCUCCGCGUAGCGCCGGCUGCGCCAAGAUGAGCGGUCGCCCCGGUACCAUCUGAACGUCUGAGCGCCGCCUGACUGAGCCAGAGCUGGAGAGAGAGAGAGAGACAGAGAGAGAGACAGAGAGAGAGAGAGCGAGAGAGAGAGAGAGAGAGAGAGAGAGAGACAGAGACCACCUCUCCACCCUCAGAACCCAUCUUCCCUUCGCCAGGAAGAGACCGCAGCGCGAGCCUUUUCUUUCGGCAUCUUUUCUUUUUUCCUCCACCCCUCCUCCUCCUCCUUCUCUUCCUCCUCCUCCUCCUCCUCCUCCUCCUGUUCUCGCUGCAUCCCUCCGUUACUGUCGCUCUCCCGGUUUGAAGGAGAAACCGGAGAGCCCGGCCGUGAUUUGGUGGAAAUACAUUUUGUAUAUUUUUUUUUUCUUUUCCUGCUUGGUGUUGGUAGCGCGCAGCUGGUGCGCGCUUUUGCAAAUUCCGGUGAAUGGUGGAUUUGGCAAACAUGGAGACCGUGGAGAAGGAAUGCGGGGCCCUCGGGGGUCUAUUCCAGGCGAUUGUCAACGACAUGAAGUGCUCCUAUCCUGUGUGGGAGGACUUCAGCGCCAAGGCCACCAAGCUGCAUUCCCAACUCCGAACCACUGUUCUGGCUGCUGUGGCCUUCCUGGAUGCCUUUCAGAAGGUGGCAGACAUGGCCACCAACACCAGAGGGGCAACCAGAGACAUCGGUUCAGCACUGACCAGGAUGUGCAUGAGGCAUCGCAGCAUUGAGGCCAAACUUCGCCAGUUCACCAAUGCUUUGAUGGAGAGUCUGAUCACUCCGCUCCAAGACAAGAUUGAGGACUGGAAGAAGACAGCCAACCAGCUGGAUAAGGAUCAUGCCAAAGAGUACAAGAGGUCACGGCACGAGAUCAAGAAGAAGUCAUCUGACACCAUGAAGCUACAGAAGAAGGCUCGCAAAGAGAUGCAGGGCCGAGGGGACCUGCAGCCUCAGCUGGACAGUGCCAUGCAGGAUGUGACCGACAUGUGCCUGCUGAUGGAGGAGACAGAGAAGCAGGCAGUGCGCCGGGCCCUCGUGGAAGAGAGAGGCCGCUUCUGCACCUUCAUCAGCUUCCUCCAGCCUGUUGUGAAUGGAGAGAUCGCAAUGCUGGGAGAGAUCACCCACCUCCAGGCCAUUAUCGAUGACCUCACUGUGCUGACAACCGAUCCUCACAAAUUGCCCCCUGCCAGUGAACAGGUGAUUAAGGAUCUGAAGGGCUCAGAUUACAGCUGGUCCUAUCAGACUCCUCCUUCAUCUCCGAGCAGCUCUGGCUCUCGCAAGAGCAGCAUGUGCAGCAGCGUGAACAGCGCCCACAGUAGUGCCUCCCGUUCAUCGGGGGGAGGAGGUAGUGUUGGUAUUGGUGGCGGUGGUGGAGGCUCCCAGCCCCACUCACCCACCUCAUCGUCCUCCUCCUCCUCCUAUCGCUACCGCAGCAGCCUGCCUCACCAGCCUCCACCACCGGGGGGCAUUGCCGCCCACCGCCUCAGCAGCGUCUCCUCCCACGACUCGGGCUUUGUGUCCCAGGAUGCAAACAUCUAUUCCAAGCCUCCCUCGCCCAUGCCUUCAGACAUCACUAGCCAGAAGUCAUCCAGCUCAGCAUCAUCAGAGGCCUCAGAGACGUGCCAGUCAGUCAGUGAAUGCAGCUCCCCCACCACUGAUUGGUCCAAAGCAGGUCAGUAUGAGCAGCCGGUGGCUGCAGCUGCAGUUCAGAGAAGAAAGGAGCCUCUCGAUAGAUUGAGGGAGAAUGAGGCGUCACCAGGCUCCCAGGGAUACGUCGGGCCAUCACACCCUGAUGAAGCACAGAGAUCCAGGAUGAACCCGGCUACCAUGGCUGCUAAGCAUGGUGAUGAGGUUUCUCCAGCAGCCAGUGACCUGGCCAUGGUGCUGACCAGAGGACUGAGUAUGGAACAGCAGAAAAGCAGCAGAGACUCACUGCAGUACUCCAGUGGCUACAGCACAGAGACCACAACCCCGUCCUGCUCUGAGGACACAAUUCCUUCACAAGGUUCAGAUUAUGACUGCUACUCUGUGAAUGGUGAUGCUGAAGGUCCCGAUGGACAGACGGAGUUUGACAAGUCCUCCACGAUUCCUCGCCACUCCAAUAUCGCCCAGAACUACCGCCGCAUGAUCCAGACCAAGAGGCCAGCCAGCACAGCCGGACUGCCCACUGGGGUUCUCGGUCCAGGGGCUCAUGGGAUACCAGGACAACCUGGCGGAGCUGGUGGAGGUGGAGCAGGUACUCCAGGCACUGCCACCAUCCGCCGAACCCCAUCUACCAAACCGGGGGUGAGGCGCACACUGUCCAACGCAGGGCCCAUCCCCAUCCGACCACCCAUAGUGCCUGUCAAGACCCCCACUGUUCCUGGAGAUUCGCAUUCACCUGGUGGUGGUGGGUACGCAGGUGGAGGGCACCCGGUUGGGGUGCCUGUGCGUGUGGGCAGUGAAGAGUGUGUCUUCUUCACUGGAGUUGAGGAUGCACAGGGAGCGCUUGAUUAUGUGAAGGCGUCACCGAAGCGCCUCAGCCUGCCUAACACUGCCUGGGGAUCAGGGGCGGCAUUAGAGGUCUACGCCCAGCAGCAUGGCCUCGCAAUGGGAACGGGAUCGGGGGCUGGAUCAGAGGAGGAUCAGAUGAUAGCUGCCAAUCGUCACAGCCUAGUGGAGAAGAUAGGCGAGUUGGUAGCUAGUGCGCACGCCCUCGGGGAGGGGCAGUUUCCUUUCCCCGCCCUCCCUGAUGACCCGACCCUACAGCCGACCGGCCCCGGGGACACUCAGACAGGGACAGAAGGGGCAGAAGGGUCCGGUGACAUGCUGACCACCAUCAGGAGAGGAGUGCGCCUUCGCAAGACCGUCUCCAAUGACCGCUCGGCACCGCGCAUCUUGUGAUUGCAGGGGAAGCAGGAAGAGGAUGAUAUUCGUCAGCCAAUGCGGGAGUCAGGUGUUGGUGUGGUGCAACCCAACCGCCUAGUACAUACACAAAAAAACUUAACCAUGUAGGGAAAGCUAUAAUAUAACAGAAGAUGAAUAAAAACAAAAAUAUACAGAAAAAAAUCAAUUUAAAAACAUCAUUAGAGUCAAUUAUAUAUAAUAUAAUGAUAAUAAUAACAUUAAUAAUGUUAACCCAUGAUGACAAUUAAAAAUUAAAUACUGAAUAUUGACAGGCUCCUAGCUGGCCACUAUAACUAGUGUGUGUUGGACGCAUGUUUGUCUUCUCUACACCUUCACCCAGGGAUGGAAAGACUCGCAGGACAAACAGAUGAGAUACAAAAAAAGGCAAAGAAAGAGAGAAAGACUGGGUUCUGUUUGCCAACUUACACCCUUCCCCAUCCUCUUCUCCAACUAAUAGACUGUCGAAUCCCAGAUGAGUGACUAAUGACUGAAGGAGGGGCCAGUGUGGGCGAGAGAGAGAGGGGGGUCAGAGUGCCAUGCGAACAGCUGGACUUGAACCCAGGCUGUCUCAGCAGCAACAUACUGUACUUAUUAGCCCACUGAACUGAAGCUUUGGUAUUAGCACGGGGAGCUAACAAGCCAGAGGGCUCCUCUGGUUCAUCCCAAUGUAAAAGAGUCUUAAAAAAAAAAAAAAAAAAUACUGUUGGCAUUGAACCGUGCUAGUGCCCCCUUCCCCUCUCUCUCUCCGUGUGUGUAGUGUGCGCGUGCAUUCAUGUGUAUGCAUGUGGGCAAAUGUGAAACAUGAGCGUGUGUGCUCGUGUGUGUCUGUGUGUGUGUGUGUGUGUGUGUGUGUGCGAGGGGGGUGGGUAGAGCUCUGCUGCAGGACAGCUGGUUACCCAAUGAGGGCAGGGCUUUUUCUCCUGUGUGUUGUGCGUGUAUUUUCUUGUUUAUAUCGUGACGUCAUUUACCUUCUUACCACUGUUACGAGAAGUUACGAGAAGUAAUCCAGGCGUAUAGAUAUAUUCAUAUAUAUUUUCUAGAACCAGAGAGAAAAUGUUAAAUCAGAAAUGGAGCAAUAAAUGUGUUUUAUUUUCUUGUUUCCAAGGAGAGGAUUGAUGGGAGGAUUGAAGGUUCUCCUUUGUCACAUUCAGGCAAUCAUCAGGAAUGCGAAAUUACACAUUGACUGUGAAUUCAUACUGGCGCAUCUCUCUCCCUGGCCCUGUCUCCUUCUGGUGGAAAAAAAAAAAAUAAAAAAUUCACUUCAAAUUGUCGAAAAAGAAAAACUAUAAGCACUUUGAUAGGUGGCAGAGUGUGUACAAUAGCCACUAGGUGUUGCUGUAGUCAUGCUGUAUGAUAGGGAGCGUGAAAGUGAGAGAGAUAGUUGCCAAAAAUAAUGUGUCCUGAGGAAAUUAUUUAAUUAUUUGUAGAAGACGAAGACAGAAAGGGACAAAGAGGAAGUGAUGAAGACUGGUGGAACCGGAGUGAUUGGUCAAAUGAGAGAUGGGAUAAGAAAGUAGAGCAAAAUAUUGAUCUAAAAAUAGGUUGGACGUCGGUAUUCUUCAGGGUCCUGAAAGCCAUCAGCUGUUGUGGAUUGUGAACGGUACUGAAGCACUGGUUACACUGCUAGCUGAAGGACUGAACCCAUAAUGCAAAAAGUACACUGCACAAACAGAUCAGACUAUUUUUGGAUAUAGGCUUUAAUGGGUUAGUUUACCCAAAUGAAAAACAAGCAAACAAACAAACAUAUUGUCUCACUAGCCAUGCAUAUAGUUCACUUAUCUGGAUAUCUGUCACUGAGAGUUCUGCCUCGACCCCAUAACAUGUACGUAUCCUCCCAGAGGCUCCAAAUACUCUGGAUCAUCUACAGACCUUGUUGUAGUUCUCUUGGAAAUGUUCAAGCAUAAAUUGAUUCACCUCCCAUGUGCUGGGGUAAAGGCAGAAAUCACAUAACCUGGGCAAAUUAAACUAAAACUAUCAGCCUUCAUAUAUUGUAGUGGUACAGUAUGCAAGAAAAUAUGUUUCCUUGUAAUUUGCGUUUUAAUGGACUUGAAAUGUGUUUGCACAUGUAGAUUAUGUUUAUUGGCUACACAUAGAGUAACAUGCUCUGGCCUUUUCAACAUCGGGACUGUACUGUCCUGAAUACUGUAUAUUGCAGAGUAAUCUUCGGGUUCAUGUGUAAAUACAUAUCAGCACGCCAGCUCAUCUGCAAAUAUAUUCUUACCCAUAAAUAAUUUAUAUUUUUGCAUUAUGAGAAAACAACGUUAAGCCUGGAACACAGCUGAAAAUGAGCUUUUUUUUCUAUAAUAACCACCAUUAUUAAUUGGUAAAUGUAAAUAAAUAAAAUAAUAAUAAUUCUUUCAUACAGGAUGUAUGAAGCAAUUGCAAAGGUUUAUGAACAACUUAAUUAUGACCAUCCAGAUAAUUUAUAGAUGAACAACCCACACUACACAGUAUUUAUUAAAUAUCUACUAAGUAUUAUGAAUAUUAGUUGAAAUUUUACAAAAAAAUGGUUUGUAAAACAUUGCAUUGUUGUUCACUAAGAUUUAAUUAACUAUAUUAUAUAUCUACCAUUUGGUAAUGAUGGUUAUUACAAAGUGUUACCAUUCCUCCUUUACUAUCUGAACAGAAACAUUCACCAGGCUACCCCUGUAUGGUUCAGCUCAGUUCAGUGCAAACAGUUGAGGACUCGGCUGCAUGAGAGAAUUAUUUAUGGACAUUGAAAUGUAAGAAAAGUGUUGUAUGAUGUGCUCACUUAUGGCAAAGUAGCAGAAGGCUUUAAACGAGACUUUUGAAGCUGGCAGAAAGAGGAAAAUAUGUGUGGAAUGAGCAUUUCACUGCCUGUUCAAACAAUAUUUACUCUAUGUGCUGUACUUGUAAAUGAGAAUCAGGCAUACAGAUUUGGUAUAAAGGUUUGUUAGAAAAUAUUACAAAUAAUCCUUUUUUUUUCAUUCUGCAGUACUGUUUGAAUAUUUAGUCUUACUUUAAAUUAAUGUAAAAAGAAGAAAAAACUCCAGUUGUACCACAAACUAUUAAGCUGUGUAACAUACGGAUGUAGGAUGUGUGGGCCGAGAGUGAGUGUGUCCUUGUUUGGCUGUUGAACUGUAGGCUAGUGAACUCUUCAUCAUCAUGUCUGUAGGCUCUUAGCAGUGACCUGAAUAUACCGGUGACAUCAGCGCUCUGAAAUGCUCUUUUUAUUGAUUUCGUUUUGUUUCUCUUGAAUAGAGCACUGUUUUAAACAUAUGUGGGACUGUUUAAAAAGAAAAAAAUAUAAUGAUUUAAUUUAAAGUGAUGGGGAGGAGAAUGUUUGCAAUUUCUAAACCUUGUCUCCCUCUUUGCCAGCAGACAUUGUUUUUGUUGAACUUUGUGACAGUGCUUUGGCAAAGGGUUGUUUUUAUAUGUUUCUGUGUGUGGGGGAAAUUCUGUAUGUGUGUUUCCACAUGUGGAUGCUGUGUGUUGUAUCAGCUGAAUCUGACUGGGUGAGAGGGUGGAAGGGGAGAGCAGCGGGCUUGGACUCAAUCCCCCCCCAAAAAAAAACAGUUUUGGGUGAGAAAAUGUUCAUCUGAAGAGUUUGUGUAAGACCGCCCGUCGAGGUCACACUGUACAUGAAUAUACGUAUGUCUGCUGAAUGUACUGCGAGAUUAAGGAGGACAUCGAACUGUGCAUUAUUGACUUGCUUGAACUGUUGUUCAUGUCAGAACUUUGUUCUUGUACAACUGAACGGCGUUCCCAGUUUAAGUGAUAGGAAAGCAAUACAGAGAAGUGUGCAUGUACGUACAUUCACAAUGAUAUUCCACUGUGGGUGUGUUAAAGGAAAAUACCACUGUUUUCUCCACUUGAGGGUACUUGUGUUACUCUACAUUGUGUGGCUCUGAUAAUAUGAUUUGGAGUUAGAGGUCCUUUUAAGUCUAUACGUCUCCAAGGACAUUGCUAGAGCCGACUCUAAUAGUCUGAAUGUGUGUGAGCUGUAUGUUUAGUGCAAACUGAAACAACUGAAUUCACUGCCAGCUUUCUACCGUAAGUUAUUGCUUAUUGAAAGGGUUUAUAAUGCCUUGCAGAACAGACAUGCUGCUUCUAAAUGAUGAUGUAUGUGUGAGAUGUGAGAAGACACAACACUGCUAUUUUCCUUUAAAAUGCCCAGUUAACAGCACAAAAUGUUAUCUAACUAAACAAUAAUGUCUUUUUUUUUUUUUUUAACAUGCUGAAUUAACUGUGUACUGAACUAACUGUCUGAACAAGCUGAAAUAACUACUCUGCUACAGAUGUGUCAAUAUGAGUGUAUGUGUAUGUGGGUAGAACUAGGCCUACCGGCACGCGGGCAAGGCGGGAGCCACGAUUCUGUAGGAACACACACAAAGAGCCAGAGUUACAUGCGUGCAGGCAUGCAUACGUACACACAAACACACACACACAUAUACAUAUACAAAUGAUAGGAUACACACACAAAAAAGCUCUUUCUUCCUCAGUUGAAGGGACUACACUGUCAUAAUGACAGUAUCUCCAAAACUAGCAUAGUAAAAAGUAAGCUCUUAUUUAACAAUGACUUCAUAAUUUGAUUGAUAUAAAAGGUUGAAAAUAUCCCAUCUGAAUUCUCAGUCCGCACAGACUAUAGUGCUGUUGAGUAUGUACCUAUAACUAAUCUGAGCACAGUAGACUGUCAACUGUUAAAAGGAAUCGCUUGACACUUUGGGAAAUACUCGCUUUUCUUGGUACCGCUAUCAUUACAAACAGUCUCAUCAGAUUGUUAACUUAGUUUAGCAUAAAAACUGGAUGUAUAGGAAAACAGCUUGUCUGGCUUUCUCCAAAUAUAAGCAGAUAUAAUAAUGCCUUUUUUUUUCUUUUUUUGAGUACUAGUAUCAUCCAAGUAAAAUGUAUCAAUAACAGGACUCAUGAUGUAAAUCCUCGCAAAAUUCCCCGGCUGUUUUGUAAUAUAGCAACUUCUGAUCCAGCCAGAUCAAUUUCCAGCUUGUAUUAAAAUCGUCUGGUUGAUUCUGUUUAAGCCCCGCCCAUCAAAGUACACCUAAAAACACAGCUAAUGGUGUAUUUACUCAUUCCCUUUAAAAACAACAGACUGUGUUGUUUCAUGUGGGUAAUGUGCUGUAUUAUUUCUUUGCCAGGCGCAGCUUGUUGCCCCAGGUGACUAGACUCUAGGAAGAGAAAAAAAAAAACAAAGAACACAUUUUCCAAAAUGUUGAGCUAUUCCUUUAAUGUUUAUUGAGAAAACUAAAGAUUAGUUUGGUGAUGAGUUUUUAAGAAGGAUUGAGACAUGAACACUCAACAGCACCAUUGUCUUUAAACAACUAGAAUGGAGAAAGCAAAAUAAUAUAUUCAUUUCCAUAUCCCUUUGAUCCCUGGCUUUUGACAUCUAUGUAUCCACUUUUUUUUUUCUUUUUCAUCUCUAUCAUUUCCCCCUUCUUCUCAACUUCCAUCCACUGACUGGCAUCAUACACACAGGGAUGCCAUCUAGCUGACAAGUUAGAAAACAGCACUUGUCAUGGUGAGAGUCCCGUCGGCUGAACGUGGUCUCUUUGUGCCUUGCAACCCAUCAAAGCUAAUGAAAAAUAAUCCUGAUGAAGUCUUUAUUUUCGGCACAGUCCACAGUGAAUAUGAUUCCAGCUCAGACUCUCUCUCUGACCAUCUCGCCUUUACCCUCUUCCCUCCCCUCUCUCCAUGUGUGUCUGUGUAUUGUAUGUCAGUAUGCACGUGUGCCACAUUUCAAAUGUGGGUGUGUGCAUAAUGGCUAACGCGUGUACCAUUAUGGGGCCUGGGCGUGCUGUUCAGAGAAGCUCUGGAAGCAUUAGCUGGGGUAAACUUCUCCCUGCUGUACACAGUAACAUAAGCUGGUUUCAAGGCAAGCAGCUGGAGGUCUGACGCUUCUUCUCAGUGCUGAUUACAUUUUAAUUAAUUUUGAUCAGACUUUUAAAGAGAUCUUUUUGGCAUCAUCUCACAGGCAGCCUCUAUUACUUUGAUGGUGUCUUGGUGAGCUUCUGUCAAGGAAUCGGACAAGAUGGCAGUAAGAGCAGUAAUUCAACAGGCAGGGAGGGUCUUUUCAUCAACAUUGCCAUCACAAGAAAACUGCUGGUGUGUAAAGAGCAGGACUGGUAAACACCGGAUCAUAACAAAUAAAGAGUAUUGCUACUUCUGUUACAUUUGCAGUUUUUGUUAAAUAGCUGCUCCUGUGGCCACAAGUGAUAAUUAAAGCAUGAAGAUAAAUGCAAAGAUUUGAAAGAUUUAACAUAAGAAGGGGAGAUUUGAAAAGUCAAAAAACUGACUCAGUAGCAGCAAUAUUGGUUUAAAUCUCCUAACAUUUUUUGUGUUGAGCAAAAAUACGUCUGACUUUAAGCAUAAGUUUAAGUUCAAGAAAUUAUGUUUAAAAUAAAAUCAUAGAACUAAAAUAAAGUAAACCACUUCUAACAUAGGACGUAUUGUAAAAGGGCCUCGGGCUCCAAAGACUUUAGCAUACUUUGCACCCAUCGCCAUGGGUCAACCCAAUCGCAGUAAAUGUCGGAAAUGUAUGUUUCUGCAAACCAAGAAUAUGUUCAAAUUUUGCACUUUGGGUUGUUGCUACUCAAGGUUCAGUUUUCACGUUCACACUGCGAUACCACUGUGCUUAUGAUCUGUUAAGGCGUAGGCCCAGAGGGCUAGAAAAAGUAGUAUGUAUGACACAAAAUGUGAAUGUAUCACUGGUUUGCAGAAACACAGCCAAAGUUUUGCCAUCUGCACCUCAGAUGAGUUUCCGUGGUUACGUAUAGGAAAUGACUUCCACUCUGAGCAUUUGCUUGCAGUAUGAACACAGUUUUAAAAUUCUUUUGUGGACUACAGCUUUAUAUGUGGUGUAGACUGCAUCCUCUGGACCCCUUCAGAUGUCCUGCAUGUAUACACUGCAAACUUACUGUAUGUCCAAAAAUAAUCUUUAUGAAAUGUAGCCAAUUUUAAAUAAUUUAAAUGAACAUGCUCACAUUCUUUAUCUGACUGAUUCAGAUUCAGAGGACCCCUGCUGGUCACAGACGGACAGACUGUGUUGUGUUUAUCAUCAGAACAAAAGAGGUACUGUGUAUUUGCUCCUUUAGCCAUCUGCCCAGGUUAUACUGAAUGUGUACUUUGUGAAUGUGUGCACGCGUGUGUGCAUGCAUGUAGACAUGUGAUUAAGACCCCUACUGUUCCUCUCUCCCACCUCCCACACACAAUCUGUCAAUCCUUCCUGCUGUCUAAUACUGAAGAAGCCCACGAAACAUUCACAGACAUACGCACACAAACUCUUACACACACUCGCCUGAAGCAAACAUGACUAAGGUUGAUUCUCUGAAGCUAUGUGGUCCACUGAAGUCCUCCAGAGGAACAUGAUGAAACAUGGGGCAACUUCCUGUCCGAUAGCCAUGCAGAGCGGAGUGGCCAAAGUGGCCUCCUGGUGCCACUGUAACUGAAGUGAAUGUCUCUCUGUCAGUACUCCAGUACUCAUAGUGUCUCUCGCUCGCUCGCUCUCUCUCUCUCUCUCUCUCUCUCUCUCUCUCUCUCUCUCUCUCUUUCUCUACUCGUCCUCUACAGCCGCGUUAUGAACUCUACAAUGAAAUUUCUCCACAACUCACCACUGAAGCGCUGACAUCAUUUCUGAGGGGCGAUUCUGUUCAAAGGAUAACAUUGUGACAGUCAACGUUUGCUUCAUCUUUCUGUACAAAUGGAUCUUUUGCUCCUCUCUUCCCUCCCGGUUAGCCCUGCAGGCACUGUGGUCUUGUCUUUCUCUCUUCUUUCUCUCCCCUCUUCCGCUCUUCUUCUUUAAUUUAUUGUGAAUUUAUUUCUAAGGUUGUUUUGCCUCUGUCGCUGAUAAGGUUUUUUUUUUUUUUUUCUGUCUUCCUUUUUGUAAAAUUGACCCUUUUUUUGUUAACUUUAGUCACUGCUAAUGUAACAAAACGCACUGUGAUGAUUCCAGUAUUAAUAAAAGUUGUACUUAAACUGUG